Molecule: messenger RNA, 1722 nt
Organism: Salarias fasciatus (jewelled blenny)
Lineage: Eukaryota; Metazoa; Chordata; Actinopteri; Blenniiformes; Blenniidae
Gene: ing5a
Product: inhibitor of growth family, member 5a
Exons: 8
Coding region: 295-1020 (241 amino acids)
Biological process (GO): regulation of DNA-templated transcription
Cellular component (GO): nucleus
Source: RefSeq, a predicted model, not a curated record
CUUCCGCACAGUCGGGGGUCGGAGGCGCGCAUGCGGCGAACAAGCUCACGCCAGUACAGAAAAAAAGUUGCUCCGAGGACUGACUGAGUGUUGGAGGGAAGACAACACCUCCGAUAGUGUCAGUGGACGUCGUUUUCGCCGGCUCCCAGGGCGGUGUGUGACUGCAGGCGAAAAACAAGUAUCUCCACUGACUGACCGACGGGAGACCCAGGGUCACAAAACGAACCCAUCGUCUCCGCGGCAGUCGGUGGGAGAAGAGUGACAGUAACGCAGGAGCCAAACCGCUAAGCUGAAAUGGCGACAGCAAUAUACUUGGAGCAUUUUCUCGACAGUAUAGAAAAUCUACCAUGUGAGCUACAAAGAAACUUCACAUUGAUGCGGGAUCUGGAUAACAGGACUGAAGAAAAGAAAGGAGAAAUUAACAAACUUGCUGAAGAGUACCUAGUGAAUGUGAAAAACCUUGCUUCGGAGCAGCGAGUGGAGCACCUGCAGAAGAUUCAGAAUGCCUACAGCAAGUGUAAAGAGUUCAGCGAUGACAAAGUCCAGCUGGCAAUGCAGACCUAUGAAAUGGUAGAUAAACAUAUCCGCAGGCUGGAUGCAGAUCUCGCACGAUUUGAGAAUGAACUCAAGGAGAAACUGGAAGGGAGUGGCUAUGAAAGCGCAGAUGGAAGGGUAUUGAAAAAAGGCGAUGUACGGGGUUUAAAAGAGAAGCGUGGAUCCCGGCGGCGAGGAAGAAAAAGUUCUGAUGAAGUUACUCACAAAAAGAAAAAGACAAAAAAUAGCCCUGACUUGAGUGACGCUCUCCUGCCUAUGCAACCAUCAGAUGUUUUGGACAUGCCGGUUGAUCCCAACGAGCCUACUUACUGUCUGUGUCAUCAGGUGUCUUAUGGCGAGAUGAUUGGAUGUGAUAACCCAGAUUGUCCCAUUGAAUGGUUCCACUUUGCAUGUGUUGAUCUUGCUACAAAACCCAAAGGGAAAUGGUUUUGUCCACGAUGCACCCAAGACAGGAAGAAAAAAUGAGAUUUAUAACUUUCAGAAAUGCGGAAUGUAUGUAUUUUUUAUGCAUACACGUGUCUUUUGAUAGUGUAAUAUUUACAUACAUAUUUCAGUUAUUAUAACUCUCCAUAGAGAUAGUGCGUACAUGCAGCUUUCUUUAAAGGCCCAGUUCAGAUUUGGGGUUUUAAUACUUGUGACACCAUUGUCUCCCUUUUUAUGGCUCUGUCCAGUAACUUUCAAAUCAUCGUUUUGUCGUUUAUCUCCUUUUGGUUAGCUGGUUUUGGUGGGAGAGUUUCACAAGCUAUUACCAAUCAGAUAGUCCUGUCUUUAUCGCUACUGUUUGUGUUUUUAAGCUAAGAAGUCCCAGAAUGUGGCUUUAGCAUACUUGAAGAUGAGUUUUCUAAGUAAUUAUUUUUUAAACCAAUUACCAGCCUGCUGAGAAUUUAUGAUUUAAACACCUAAAUCCUUACCAAAAUGGACAUGGUGAAUGGAGUUAUGUGUCAGAUUAUCUGUUACUACCUCUGUAGGAGUUACAUCAGCACUGAUAAAUGACUGCAAUUGAUACCCAUGUAAAACAAACUGGUUUUGACCCAAAGUCUAAAGCAAUGUCAAUUACUCUUUGAGCUUUUAAAAUAGCCUGCGACAAUUUUGAAUGUAUUGUGGUACUAAUGGUCAGUCAGUCAGUGUCUUUUAAUCAGUUGAAUGAGGUAUUUAUGCACUUUGGAU